Molecule: messenger RNA, 8031 nt
Organism: Phyllopteryx taeniolatus (common seadragon)
Lineage: Eukaryota; Metazoa; Chordata; Actinopteri; Syngnathiformes; Syngnathidae
Gene: col14a1a
Product: collagen, type XIV, alpha 1a
Exons: 50
Coding region: 291-5912 (1873 amino acids)
Cellular component (GO): interstitial matrix
Molecular function (GO): protein binding
Source: RefSeq, a predicted model, not a curated record
CUCACCCACUCCUGACCGAGCGAGUGAGCGAGGGAACCGGAUCCGGAGCGACACAAGGAGAAGCAGACCGGGAGGAGAAAAGGAGACGAUCUGAAUAUAUGAUUGAAGAGGUAUGAAACGCAAUAUCAUUCAUUGGUGUGUGUGUGUGCGUGUGUGCAUGUGCGUGACAGUGGGAGCGGGUCUCAGGUGCUGCUUGAGGUUGCAGGUACAAUCAUCCGAAUGGCCAAAAACAACAACAACAACAACAACUACAAGUCAGAAACUGCAGGAGAGCGGCUGUCCUCAGCUCCAUGUUGCUGGUCGCGAGGAUGUUCUCUCAGAGUUAUAUGUGGGCUCCACUGGUGUUACUGGCUGUCCUUUCUCAUAUCCCUUGUAAAGCACAGGAUCAAGUUCCAGCUCCGCGGAGGCUGCGUUUCAAAGUGCUGAACCCAAACAACCUGCUCGUCUCGUGGAAGGAGCCCAAAGGCGACUUUGACAGCUACCUCUUCCUCUACAAAAGUGUACCAGGUGGUCAUCAGAGGGAGAUCAUCACAUCAAAAAGUGACAGUAAAGUGUUGAUAACAGACUACGACCCAUCCAAGGACUAUGUCGUCAGAGUAAUUGCUGUCAGCGGCAGCACUCAGAGCAGAGCACUGCUCGGCAGAUUUAAAGCAGUUGAGAGGGGCGAGGCUGAUGUUGGAGGCAAAACGAAGCCACAGCGUCUGACGGAUUCAUUUGUUUUGCUUGAAGAUGUCAACGAGAUCUCCGGAGCGGAGCAGUUCGUGUGCCACACCGAGUCCAUAGCAGAUAUUGUGAUCCUGGUCGAUGGCUCUUGGAGUAUCGGUCGGCUCAACUUCCGGCUGGUCCGCAUGUUCCUGGAAAACCUGGUCAACGCUUUUGACGUUGGCAUUGAUAAGACCAGGAUAGGUCUGGUUCAGUAUAGUGGUGAUCCCAGGAUGGAGUGGCAUCUCAAUGCUUUCACUACUAAAGAAGCUGUCAUUGAUGCUGUCAAGAACCUUCCUUACAAAGGAGGAAACACUCUCACGGGGCUUGCACUGUCCUAUAUCCUGGAGAACUGUUUCAAGUCUCAAUCUGGUGCCCGUGUUGCUGUACCUAAGAUCGGGAUCCUCAUUACUGAUGGGAAGUCUCAAGAUGAUGUCAUACCACCUGCGGAAAGCCUGCAAAAAGCUGGGGUCGAACUCUUCGCUAUUGGUGUGAAGAACGCUGAUGAGAACGAGCUGCGCUCCAUCGCCUCAGAGCCGGAUGACUCUCAUGUAUAUAAUGUUGCUGACUUCAAUGUUAUGAGCGCCAUUGUCGAAGGAUUGACCAGAACGGUGUGUGAACAAGUGGAGCAGCAAGACAAGGACAUUAAGGAACAACAGCCGCCAGAGACUAUUGGACCACCGUCAGGCUUGGUGACAUCAGAGGUCACAGCCAGGAGCUUUCGAGUCACGUGGCGCCACUCGCCUGGAAAUGUCGACAAAUACAGAGUGGUUUAUUUCCCAGUUCGUGGAGGACAACCACAGGGGGCUGUUGCUGUUGUUGACGGCCGUGACACCUCCGUGGUGUUGCAACACCUCAACUCACAGACCGAAUACCAGCUGUCCGUGUUUGCUGUGAACCAAAACGAGGCCAGUGAACCACUACGAGGAUAUGAAACAACCCUGGCUCUUCCCACAGUGACAGGCCUCCAGCUGUUUGAUGUGACUCACAACAGCAUGAAAGCAAGAUGGGACAGUGUGAAGGCAGCAUCCGGCUACAUGUUGCUUUUUGCACCGCUUCCAGAUGAUGGAGACUUGGGUGAGAAGGAGGUCAAAGUAUCAGAAGCAGUGAAGGAGCUGGAGCUAGAUGGUCUGCUCCCCCGCACUGAGUAUAGCGUCACUGUUUAUGCAAUGUAUGGAGAGGAGGCCAGCGACCCCAUUACAAACCAGGAAACUACUUUACCACUUGGCGCGCCCGGUAACCUCCAGUUCGCUGACAUCACCCACAACUCGGCACGCAUCAGCUGGGACCCCGCAGCCAGUGGAGUUACUGCUUAUCGUAUUACGUGGGUCAAGACAGAUGGGCGGGUCACCGAGGAGGUGGAAGUUGAGCCUGUGAGCUCUUACGACCUCAGUGGACUGACAUCUCUGACGGAGUACUCAGUGGCUCUGUUUGCGCUGUAUGAUGAAGGCCAAUCAGAGCCGCUCACUGAUGGAUUUACAACCACUCCGCUUCCAGGUCCACUGCAUCUCCGUUCCAGUGAUGUCACUCCAGACAGCUUUCAGGUCAGCUGGGAUCACUCAGCAGAUGACAUCAUCGUCUACAGACUCUCCUGGGCACCGCUCGCAGGAGGCGACACAAAGCAGGUGGUCCUAAGUGGAAGCAAUCACCGAUACACUUUGACAGAUCUGAGACCCUCCACUGCGUACGAAGUUAUGGUGACGGCGGUCUUCAAAGACCAGUCAGAGAGCGACGCUGUAUCUGUCACAGAGACCACAAUGGCCAAGACAACAACGAUCGCCACCACAACCUCCGCCCCCCGCCAAGCGCUGAGAAACCUUCUCGUGAAUGACGAGACCACGCAGAGCCUCCGGGCAUCUUGGGAGCUGGACGACCCCCGUGUGGGGAGCUACAGGCUGUCCUACGCCAGCCUCAGAGCCGAUCACGGAGAGGAGACGGUGUUAGUUCCUGGUAGACAAAAAAGUGUGCUCCUCGAGUCCUUACUUCCUGACACUCAGUACAAAGUAACUGUCACACCAGUUUACACCAAUAGGGACGUUGGCAUCAGCGUGUCCGCACAGGGGGCAACAUUGCCGCUCUUGUCUCCUGACAGCCUUCGUAUAUCUGAGGAGUGGUACAACCGCUUGAGGGUCAACUGGGACCCUCCGCAGUCUGCUGCCAUGGGUUUCAAGAUCCUUUACCAACCGGUCUAUGUACCAGGGAGCGUUUCGGAGAUGACCGUGGGUGAAGACGUCAACUCGGUUCUCCUCCUGAAUCUGCAAAGUGGGACAGAGUACAGCGUUCAAGUGACCGCAUCCUACCCAUCGGGACAAAGCGAACCAUUGCUUGUGAACGCUAAGACAUUGUUCCUGGGUGUCUCUGACUUGACAGUCUCGCAGGUGCGCCACAACAGCAUGUGUGCGCAAUGGCAGCCUCAUCUGCACGCGACCUAUUACAGAGUCUCCAUCCAAUCCACACUCAACAGUCAGCGACAGGAAGUGAGCCAAGGAGGCGGGGCUUCUCGACAGUGCUUCCACGACCUUUUUCCAAGCAGCCAAUACGAGAUCAGCAUUCGCGCGCAGAUGCAGGAAAUGGAAGGCCCUCCUGUCACCGUCACUGACAUGACACUGCCAGCGCCCACGCAGGCUCCGACAGAACCCCCUGCCACGGAACCCCCUCCCACCAUCCCGCCUGCCAAAGAAGUAUGCAAGGAGGCCAAGGCGGAUCUGGCGUUCCUGGUUGAUGGCUCUUGGUCCAUUGGCGAUGACAACUUCAUGAAGAUCACAAAUUUCCUGUAUAGUACCAUUGGAUCGCUGGAUCAAAUUGGGCCGGAUGGCACCCAGGUGGCCAUUUGUCAGUUCAGUGAUGACGCUCGAACAGAGGUCCAGUUGAGUUCCCAUGGCAACAAAGAAGCACUGCUGGAAGCGAUUCAGAGAAUCAGAUACAAGGGAGGAAACACAAAGACAGGUCGAGCCAUUAAGCAUGUGAAGGAGUCAAUUUUCAAAUCUGAUGUGGGAGCCAGGAGGGGAGUACCCAAAGUUCUGGUUGUCCUCACUGACGGCCGUUCGCAGGAUGAUGUCAAUAAAGUGUCCAAGGAAAUGCAGAUGGAGGGCUACAUCAUUUUUGCAAUCGGGUUCGCGGAUGCAGAUUACGGGGAACUCGUCAACAUUGCCAGCAAGCCUAGCGACAGACACGUCUUCUUCGUAGACGAUUUGGAUGCUGUGAAGAAAAUCGAGGAGCACCUCAUUACCUUCGUCUGCGAGGCAGCCACUGCCACUUGUCCGUCAAUUCUGAUGAGUGGAAACAGCAUGGCAGGUUUUCAAAUGAUGGAGAAGUUUGGUUUGGUGGAGAAGGAGUACAGCAACAUAUCUGGAGUUUCUCUGGAGCCGGGCUCGUUCAACAGCUUCCCCUGUUACAGGUUGCACCGUGACGCUCUGCUGUCGCAGCCCACCAAGUACCUUCAUCCUGUAGGUUUACCAUCUGACUACACCAUCUCUAUGAUGAUCCGCCUUCUUCCCGAGACUCCACAGGAGCCCUUUGCAUUGUGGGAAAUCCUCGAUAAGGACACCGAGCCAUUGGUGGGACUCAUCUUGGACUGCUCCGGGAAGAGUUUGACGUUCUUCAACUAUGACUACAAAGGAGACUUUCAGACUGUCACCUUUCAAGGAACUCAAAUAAGAAAAGUUUUCCAUGGCAGUUUCCACAAGCUGCAUGUAACCAUCAGUAAGACGGCAGUGACGGUGGUGUUGGACUGCGCCCUUGUCGGCGAAAAAGCCAUCAGUGCAGCCGGGAACAUCACCACGGAUGGCGUGGAGAUCCUGGGUCGCACCGUGCGGUCUCGAGGCAGACGGGACAGUUCUGCUCCGUUUCAGCUCCAGAUGUUUGAUAUCAUCUGCAGUACAUCGUGGGCAAGCAGGGAUAAGUGUUGUGAACUGCCAGCUUUGCGAGUUGAGGAGGAGUGCCCGUCGAUGCCUCGCGCCUGCAGCUGUUUCCAAGACAGCAAGGGACCCCCAGGACCUCCCGGACCUCCUGGUGGUCCGGGGAUUCGGGGAACGCGAGGGGACAGGGGCGAACCUGGAGUGACGGGGGCGCAAGGGCCUGUGGGAGAGACCGGCCCUGCUGGACCACCUGGACCGUCAGGACCUCAGGGACCCAGCGGCCUCUCAAUUCAGGGGCCUCAGGGGGCUGCUGGGGAGAAGGGAGAAACAGGAGAGAUCGGCCCGGCCGGCCCAAUGGGUGUUCCUGGAAGUCAGGGCUCCCCCGGGAGGGAUGGUCCGCCUGGAGCGAGGGGCCUCCCAGGUAAUAACGGACCUCAAGGUCAACAGGGGCCGACGGGCCCUCUUGGAGCCCCGGGUGCACCUGGAGCUCCUGGCCCGAUUGGAUCAGCAGGACCUCAAGGGGAACAAGGACCUUCUGGUCCUGCUGGUAUCAAAGGAGACAAAGGAGAAAGAGGUGACGUGCAGUCCCAGGCAGCGGUGCGCGCUAUCGCAAGACAAGUGUGUGAGCAGCUCAUUCAAAGCCACUUGUCGCGCUACAACUCCAUCCUGAACCAGAUCCCAGUCCAGUCGGUCGGGUCAGUGCAUCCGGUGCCCGGACCACCCGGUGAGCCGGGUGGAAGGGGCCCCCCGGGACGUCAGGGAGACCAAGGACCAGCCGGCAGGCCCGGCUUCCCCGGUGAUAACGGGCAGAGUGGACGGUCAGGAGAGAGAGGUCUCGCAGGGGAGAAGGGUGAGAGGGGGAGUCCGGGUGUUGGGAAUCAAGGACCAAGGGGCCCCCCAGGACCACCAGGCUUACCAGGCGAGGGGCGCACGGGCAGUCAGGGGCCCGUCGGGCGGCCUGGGAACCCGGGGGCUCCGGGGAGGCCGGGCAAUCCAGGUUCCACCGGACCAGCUGGACCGCCAGGCUACUGCGACCAGAACUCUUGUUUGGGGUACAAUGUUGGAGUCCAAACUUUGCCUCACGGUGGCUACCAGCUCUACAAUCAAGCCUACAACCCUUCUGCAGUAGCUUACAACGACGACCAAGGAGGCCGAGAUGAUGAUGAGGAGGACGACGAAGAAGAAGAGGAGGAGGAGGGUGAAGAGGACCCUCAUUACCACGGUUACCCUGCGGGCCCCUCCCGCUCGGAAGACGUAGAGCUGCGGUCGCCCGGCGUGGUCAGGAGGUUUCCCCGCGACGUCGUCGUCAUGGAGGAGCGCGAGACGAAGGACGUCCUCACCUCAAGUGCUUGAGUUGCACGUGCGCACACCCCCAGACACACACACAUCAGAAGCUGUAGCAGGACGCCUCCACCUUCCCCCCCACCACCACCACCCCCUCCCCUCUCCCGGUGGUUGGCUCCACCUGGUGAAACAAUGUAAAUAUCUUUGUGGACUAUUGUAUAAUAUUGCAAAAAGUGCCUGAUCUUUGUUUGUUUUCAUCGUUAAGGUGAGGCGACGUAUGGAAAGCAGUCUGAGCAUUGAUUCAAAAAUCCUUGUCCAUGUACUAGUACGCUCUUUGUCCUCACUCGUAAAACAAUUGAGCGUACUAGUGGAAUGACUGUCUUACGAUUUGACAUUUCUGUUAAGUAGUAGAAUUUUAUAUCACUAGUAGCACGCAGUGGUCACCAAGAGCACCAACAACAGUCGUACUAGUAUGCCAAAGUUGUCGUACAAUUGUGCAGAAAUAGUGACGAGUGAACUGUAUUUCAGCAUACAGAUUCACCUAGUUGCUGUUUUUCAUUUUUCCCCUUUUAAUUUUAAUUUUUUCCCUCGUUUCUGGGUGGAACCUUCCCCGAAAACGCAUAUUAGCAGUUUAUCCCUGAUUAUUCAAGAAUUUGGGGGAUUUGAAAAUAUUUUCUUUCCCAUCUCAGUGAUAAUGGCCGUCAAUUAUUUGUAUCUUUUAUUUUAUCCGCAGUGAGAGACCACUGCAAAUCUUUUUUUUUUUUUCUGGGGGUCCACUGUACAUUUGAAGUGGAAAUAUGUUACUAUAGUAAGACUGUCAUUCUAUUAGUGCGCUGGUUUGUCUCACUAGUUGAGGGCAAAUUAUGUACUAGCACAUGAACUUUAAGCUGGAUAUAUUAAAAAAAAUAAUAACAAAAUGCCCCAAAAGCUUCCCAUGGCCGCCCGCUCAUCUUCACGUACGUCUCCUUCUCGUAUUCAAAAAGACGACUGAUGAGCUGCUUUUUACGUUGGCUGAACAUCACAUGCUGAUUCGUUUCAGCGUGUUCGCACUUGGUUCGGUUGAAAAUUAAAGAACCCCGGUGCCGUUGGUGUGAACAUGCGAAAGGUGAUGCUGGUCUGCUUGCCAGUGCGCUUCCCUUGAGCACAAAUGCGAAUGUGACACAGAACCACAUGAAACAUCACAAAUAUUCAACUGUGAAAAAAAAAAAAAAAAAAAAAAAAAAGGAUUUCCUCUCUGCCACUUGUCACUGUCUGUGCGUGGGUGAGUAUUGGACAGGCGCGCUUUGUAAAAUACAUUUUACAAGCUUGUUUGUGACAUGCCAAUUGGUAAAGGAAAUAGCAAAUAAAGUCAGCACAGAAAGGCAGCAUUUCUGACAGCCUUUGGUCCUGCCAUCCAUCCAUUUUCUGCAGCGUUCAGCAGGGUUUAGGUGAGAGGAGGGGUAAACCCCGGACUGGUCAGUAUGUAUGUCCACGGAAAUAAUGAUGAUCUUGUCUCAAUUUACUUGAGUGAGUUAGUGUUUCAUCUGGACCCGUUUAAAUGAAUGUAUUAUUCAGUUUUACGAAGGGCGAGCGGCAGAGUCACAGGUUAAUUGUACCUUUAAUUGUUCUGCCUGUCACUAUAUGUCACUGGCAUAGAUAGAAGAACAAAGGCAAUUAAAAACACCAUUUGUAGUAAAUAAAGAAUCAUUUUCAGACUAAUGAAGGGAAAUGAAUACAUUUCCUGCGGCACACCUGAUCUCUCAUGGCACAGUGGUUGCAAAUCACUUCACUAACCGUUGUUAAAAGUUAAGUAGUAAAGUCAGAAUUACAGGAAAUAUUGGUAUUAAAAAACAACAACAAUUGUAGGCCCUUAAUAUAAAACAGUCAAAUGAAAAAUGGUUCAUACAGUGCAGCUGUAACUGAGCAUGCCUUCUUCCUGUGCCGCGUGGUGACAUAUUCUUACGCCGCUGCACCAACUUGUUGAUUGUGCGCAGUUCGUAACCUCGAAACGCCGUAUGUCGGUACGGUCGAGAACCGAGGGCCUCCUGUACUACACGACAAGUGUGAACAUCGCCUUAACCCAAACGUUAUUUCUCUGCACACUGUUGUCUACUUCUCUUCAGCUGUUCGUGAAUGAAAAUAACCCCACUUGAUGUUACCUGAACACUGUGGAAUAACAUACUUGUUGCUUUAAAUUCUGUUAUCACUA